CCUCCUCAACAUGAAGAGCUUAGUAAUCCUGGCGACUCUAGUGGGCCUUGUCCUCGCUCAGGAUGACACUUGCAGCGAAAAGUUCGUCCAGUUGGGCAAGAGUGCUUAUUUCUUGGAGCGAAAUAAGUUCAACUGGUGGGACUCCUCCAGAAGGUGUAUGGCCUUGGGCUCCCAACUGGCCCACAUCGACAGCGAGGAGGAGCUGAACGCGGUCUCCACUUACCUGAAUCAACUGGGAUUUUCUGCAGAGGAGGGCGUUUGGUUCUCUGGGUUCGGCAUAAAAUCCGGAGCGUGGAUAUCCAUAGCCAACUCCAGGAUACUGUCGUACUUCAAAUGGGGUCCUUCUGAGCCCAAUGAUUACGCCAGCUCCGAGAAUUGCCUGGGCCUCAAGGUCAACAGUGGCAACUGGUCCAUGUACGACUUGAGCUGCUUUAAGGAGAAUGCUUACCUAUGCGAAAAUGUUUCACAGUAGGUCUACAAAAUAUUAACAAAGAAUGUGUUCAUUUAUAAAUAAAUUGUUGUUAUUUAAUUACUAC
This is a messenger RNA of Drosophila biarmipes, 536 nucleotides long. RefSeq names its product C-type lectin 37Db. The record is from RefSeq and is a predicted model, not a curated record. Gene Ontology annotation, biological process: biological process involved in interspecies interaction between organisms. Gene Ontology annotation, molecular function: carbohydrate binding. Gene Ontology annotation, cellular component: external side of plasma membrane. The coding region runs from base 11 to 472 and encodes 153 amino acids. NCBI's taxonomy places the organism in Eukaryota, Metazoa, Arthropoda, Insecta, Diptera, Drosophilidae. The transcript has 2 exons.